AUGGCAGACGAGUUCAUUGUUAUGCCUUCCCUAGGAGACCAGAGGAGAAGGCUUCAAAUGCUGUCAUUACAUCUUCAGGGUGCUUCAGUCUUUUCUAAGAUUGACUUGAGAUUGGGCUAUCACCAAUUGAAGUUUCGAGUAGAGGAUAUUCCAAAGACAGCCUUCCGGACCCGUUAUGGGCAUUAUGAGUUCUUGCACAAGAAGCAUUUGAGGAUAGUUCUAGGGUUGUUGAGGGAGAAGAAGCUAUAUGCCAAGUUUUCCAAGUGUUAUGUGGUGAUGCAAGAGGGUAAGAUGAUCGCAUAUGCUUCGAGGCAGUCGAAGGUCCACGAAAAGGACUACCCCACUCAUGACUUAGAGUUUACAUUAGAAGGAUCUAAUUCGAGGCAGCGUAGGUGGAUGGAGUUGCUCAAGGAUUAUGACAUGACCAUUCUAUAUCAUCUAGGGAAAGCUAAUAUGAUGGUUGAUGCGUUGAGCCGAAAGGCAGUGAGUAUGGAUAUCUUGGCGCGUUUGAUUGUGGGAGAGCAUCCUUUAGCCAUGCAGGUUCAGUGUUUGGAUGUGAAGUUGUAUAACAUUGGGGAUAAGGUGAUAAGUGGGGAAUUCAAAGAGGCUAUUCUUGAUGAUGAGGGUGUCUUGAGGAUCAAGGGGCACAUCUACGUUCCUAGAGUUGGUGAUUUGAUUAAAUUAUUUUUUAGAGAGGCUCACAUUUCUAGAUACUCCAUUCAUUCGAGUGCUACAAAGAUGUAUCGUGACUUAAGACAACAUUACUGGUGGGGUAGAAUGAAGAGGGAUAUAGUGGAGUUUGUAUCUCAGUGCUUGAAUUGCCAACAGGCUAACUAUCAGCACCAGCGAUCGGGUGGUGUGACUCAGAUGAUGCCCAUUCCCGAAUAG
Molecule: messenger RNA, 888 nt
Organism: Lycium ferocissimum
Lineage: Eukaryota; Viridiplantae; Streptophyta; Magnoliopsida; Solanales; Solanaceae
Exons: 6
Coding region: 1-888 (295 amino acids)
Source: RefSeq, a predicted model, not a curated record